UGCGAUCACGUUAUCUCGCGACUUCUAGGACAGCCAAUAGUGAUCGUCCUUACUUGGACGUUGACAAAACCAUUUGGAACUGCUUUCUACUAAUCGUAAACGAGCCGAUGCUGAAAGCUGCUGCCGACUGACGCCAGACGACAGGAUGCCUUCACUGACUCUUAGGGGAGUGACUGUGAAUUUCCCUUUUUCUCCAUACGAAUCUCAGAAGGCAUACAUGAACAAAGUAAUCGAAUGUCUUCAGGAGAAAGUCAAUGGGGUUCUGGAGAGCCCCACAGGCACAGGUAAGACUUUGUGCCUGCUGUGCGCCACCCUGGCCUGGAGGGAGAACUUCAAGGACACCAUGUCUACCUGUAUGAUGCCAGAGACGCUGGGCCAGGAGAUGUUUCCAAACACACCUCUGUCUUCCUGGGGGACAGCUCACGGUGACAAACCAACCUACUACACUGAUGUCCCCAAGAUCAUAUACGCAACGAGGACACAUUCUCAGCUUACACAGGUUAUUAAUGAGUUAAAGAACACUUCAUACAGCCCAAAGGUGUGUGUGCUGGGCUCAAGAGAGCAGUUGUGUAUUAAUCAGGACGUCAUGUGUCAGAAGAGCAACCACGUCAAAGUUCAUAUGUGCAGAGGAAAAGUUUCCACCGGGUCAUGUGUCUACUACAAAAAAGUUGAAGAAAAGAGCACUGAUAGAGACUUUGUUAGUUCUAUCCUUGAUGUGGAGGAUUUGGUCCAAUUUGGCAACAAGCAGAGAGUCUGUCCUUACUACCUCUCCCGUUCACUGAAACAAGAAGCAGAUGUCAUUUUUAUGCCAUACAACUACCUGCUAGAUCCAAAGAGCCGUAAGGUGCACAGUAUCGACCUGAAUGGAGCUGUGGUUAUCUUUGACGAGGCUCACAAUGUGGAAAAGACAUGUGAAGACUCAACAUCAUUUGAUCUCACUCCCUACGAUGUAGCCUCAGCCAUUGACGCUGUGGACAGGCUGCUUGUGGAGCAGUCUAAAGAAAUCAGCCACAGAGGCUCUGUGAAUGUAGACUUUAGUGUAGACACCUCCAGUUCUGGUUUAAAAUUAGGCGUCUCCACCAUUGCAAAAAUCAAACAGAUACUACUGGAUCUGGAAGCUGCCAUUCAUGCCUAUGAUCCAAGUGAUCAAGGCAUUACCAAACCUGGAAUCUUCAUCUAUGAGGUGUUCGAAAAAGCUAAUCUGACGUUCAGCAGCAAGACAGCAGUCUUUGAAGCUCUGGAGCACAUCAUUGGAUACCUGGCACAACAGCCAGGAAUAUUUCUCAAUACUAGUGGACUCCAGAAGCUUUCUGAUAUCAUACAGCUGGUAUUUUGUGGUGAACCAUCAGAAAAGGAGAAACAACACCAGAUGGAAACCAACACGGCUCAUUUUAAGGUUCAUAUCCAUUGUGUUGAUAUGUGGGCUUCAGGUUCAUCCAAAAAGCAAGGAAAUAUUCUGAGUUACUGGUGCUUCUCUCCGGCCUUCAGUAUGCAAGAUCUGGUGAAUCAAGGCAUUCGCUGCAUCAUUCUGACAAGUGGUACCCUAUCGCCCCUGUCUUCUUUCACAUCUGAGAUGAGAAUAGAAUUCCCAGUAUGUCUGGAGAACAGCUAUGUGAUUGAGCGCGACCAGAUCUUUAUGGGCGUCAUUGCACAAGGCCCAGAUGGAGUGCCCUUAAGUUCAACGUUUGAUCGAAGGUUUGUUCCUGAAAACAUGGCAUCUUUAGGCAACACUGUUGCCAACCUGAGUCGUCUGGUUCCUCAUGGACUCUUAGUAUUUUUCCCUUCCUUUCCUUCAAUGGAAAAAGCACUGGAAUUCUGGAGGGCUAACGGACAUGCAAACCGCAUUGAGAAGUUAAAGCCCAUGUUUGUUGAACCUACAGAGAAGGGCACCUUUAAUGAAGUCAUUGAUGGUUAUUACACCAAAGUCAAUGAUCCCCGAUCCAAAGGAGGAGCCUUCUUUGGUGUGUGUCGAGGGAAGGUGAGGAGGCUGUCCAUGGACUCUGCAAAAGUCCUACAAUGUUUUCUGUUGUCAUGUUUCAGCUCCAACUUUUGCUGUAUAGUGUGGGUAUACAGUUGCGAUCAGAAGUUUACAUACAAUCAUCAUGAUCAUGAAUGUUCGUACAAAUCAUCCAUCUGUACCAUACUUGAUAGUUGGUGCAGUGUUGUUAGGUGUUAAGUCCUCACUUUUACU
Oreochromis niloticus (Nile tilapia) is the source of this 2191-nucleotide messenger RNA. RefSeq names its product regulator of telomere elongation helicase 1. Gene Ontology annotation, biological process: negative regulation of t-circle formation; regulation of double-strand break repair via homologous recombination; negative regulation of DNA recombination. The record is from RefSeq and is a predicted model, not a curated record. The coding region runs from base 146 to 2176 and encodes 676 amino acids. NCBI's taxonomy places the organism in Eukaryota, Metazoa, Chordata, Actinopteri, Cichliformes, Cichlidae. The transcript is spliced from 23 exons. Gene Ontology annotation, cellular component: nucleus. Gene Ontology annotation, molecular function: DNA polymerase binding; ATP binding; hydrolase activity, acting on acid anhydrides, in phosphorus-containing anhydrides.